AUAGAAAAAAUAAAAAUGAAGCGCAAGCUCACCAUAUACCAGUAUGGUUCCAAAGUAGAUGGAACCGCGCCGACUCUUUAUUCCGCCAACGACUGGCUGGAAAUUAUCUUAUCUGAUUCCUCGGCAUCAGAACUCAGUUCUAUAGGGGGCCCGCAGGAAGACACUAGUAGUUCCGCUUCUGAGUCCGAUGCAUCAUUCACUGAGCAGCUAGAUCUUUUGGCAAAAAUUGCUAGUGAACUGCAGCAUCGGAUGAGUGACAUUGGAAUGAAACUUCCUGACGGUCUCGAUUUGCCGUAUUUUAUCCAUGCGAACUUGCUUGGCGAAGAAGAGGCGGGCGCGCUAGACCCCUCUCUUCUAGCCGAAGUUCUCACGGAUUUACAACUUCCCUGUCCAAUUAUCAGUUGGUACUGGGAGGAAGGCUCUAUACUGUUAAGUACAUGGAUUCUUUUUGUAGCGGAAAUAGAGCUCUUUGAAAUUGAAAGCGGUAUUCCCCUUAUAUAUUAUAGCCUAAAUAGAAUCAUGGAAUUCUCUCCGAGAGCUGCUGAACUAACGACUCUAUUAGAAAGUAGAAUUAGCAACUUUUACACGAAUUUUCAAGUGGAUGAGAUUGGUCGAGUGGUCUCAGUUGGAGAUGGGAUUGCACGUGUUUAUGGGUUGAACGAGAUUCAAGCCGGGGAAAUGGUUGAAUUUGCCAGCGGUGUGAAAGGAAUAGCCUUGAAUCUUGAGAAUGAGAAUGUAGGGAUUGUUGUCUUUGGUAGUGAUACUGCUAUUAAAGAAGGAGAUCUUGUCAAGCGCACUGGCUCUAUUGUGGAUGUCCCUGCGGGAAAGGCUAUGCUAGGGCGGCUGGUCGUACCAGCCAACACGGCGCUGCGGGAUGUAGUAACAUCCGCAUCCCCUAGUUGGGCUGUACCUUCCUCGCGCGUGGCGAGGAGGAAUCGCUUCAGGGAGUGCUGGGCGGCACUCUCUUUGGUCUUAUACCUUAUAAUAUAUACCCCUGUCAUAGCCUGGUGUGACACGGGGGACGCCUCCCUAGGAAUGGAUUCCUCCGAGAGUUGGGGGGAAUACAUACAAACAUCCACAGAAGAGGGCGCCUCAACCUCUUCUGCUGAUGCAGAACCCGUACCCCACGGGAAUAAUACCGUAUCAGAUUCGACGGAGGGGCCAGCUAGCCCCCGUCGCUUUCCAUACAAGCCUGAUGCGCUGAUCGGGGGCGAUUCCGUAUUGUCCAUCCAAAGUCGACUUUUGGCUUCAAGGCAAUUUCCUAGUGCCGAAGAAAUAAACUUCGCCCGUAUUCAGGCGGAAGACCUAUUCGAGGUCAAGGUUCAGAUCCUCCAUCGAAUGCAAGUUCUGUAUCCAGAGGGGGAUUGGUCGGGGCGGGGAGCCCGCGCUCUCGAUAGCCCGAAUAGCGCCACGGGCGAGUCCUCGUUAGAAAGGCUUUAUAAGCUUUUGGGCGAUCUCGAUCGGAACGGAAGAAGGGCGGAAGCUUUUUUUUCUUUAAGCGCAAAAGUAGCGCUUAGAAAGGAGAGUCUUGAUGCACAUUCCGCGACAUAGCA
Messenger RNA from Erigeron canadensis, 1553 nucleotides. RefSeq lists its product as uncharacterized. The transcript has a single exon. The record is from RefSeq and is a predicted model, not a curated record. The coding region runs from base 16 to 1551 and encodes 511 amino acids. Gene Ontology annotation, biological process: proton transmembrane transport; ATP metabolic process. NCBI's taxonomy places the organism in Eukaryota, Viridiplantae, Streptophyta, Magnoliopsida, Asterales, Asteraceae.